AUGCCUCUGGAGGUCUUCGGGGCAGAGGUGGAGGCGCUGCAGCUGGUGCGGUACCACCAGGGGCAGCAGUACGGGCCGCACGUCGACUGGGGCACUGAGCAGGAUCCGCCCGGUCCCGGCCCUGGCCGGAGCCGCUCCGCUUCCUCGGCCGCCCGCGGGGGCGCGAAGAUAGCCGCAGGGCCGAGCUGCGCGGCCGGGGAGGCCGAGAUGGGCCAGACCCAGACGAAGCUCGAGGACAGGUACCACCUCCAGAAGGUGAAGCUGGGCCAGGGUUCCUUCGGCGUCGUGUGGAGGGCGGUGGACAAGGCGAACCAGGAGGUCGUCGCCAUAAAGCAGCUGGACAAGUCCAGGAUGCCGAAGCGUGGCGUCUCUCGCGAGGACGUGGAAAAGGAGAUCGGGAUAAUGACGGCGUGCAGGCACAGGAACCUCCUGGGCCUGCUGGCCACCUUCGAGGACGAUAGAUACGUGUCCUUAGCGCUCGAGUAUUGCGACGGAGGCGAUUUCGGCGACAAGGUGAAAGAGCGGGGCCAGAACCUCGAGCAGGAGGAGGCAGUCGCUUGGAUGCACGACAUAGCCUCUGGCGUUGCGGCUCUGCAUGCCAAAGGCAUCUGCCAUAGAGACAUUAAGCCCGACAACUUCAUGGUGAAGGGAGAGCCUGGGAGCCAGUGCAUCAAGCUCGCCGACUUCGGGCUGGCGGUGUUCCUGCCGCCGGGGCGGCGGCAGCUCCUGACGCUGAAGUGUGGGACGCCCGCGUUCAUGUCCCCCGAGGUGCACCUGCUGCCCGGCUUCAGCCGUGGCUACAGCCUCCCGUGCGACAUCUGGGCGGUCGGCGCCGUCCUCAGCAUGCUGAUGCACGGCGGCCAACACCCGUUCAUGGACAGCAACGGCCAGCUGGACACCAACUGCCUCCUGUCGGGCACCGUGGUGUCCGAGGGCCUCUUCAACGGCCUCGUGCUGCGGCAGGGCUCGAGCUUCUCCGACGAGGCGCGCCAGCUCCGCCGGAAGAUGCUGGACACGAACCCGGAGGCGCGCCCGAGCGCCGAGGACGUGCUCCGCAGCCCCUGGUUCCGGUCGCGGGGGCUCGGCAGGCACGCCCCCUCCGCGGCGCCCUCGCCCGCCCGCAGGACGCCCCAGGCGCAGAGGCCCCCCUCGGGGUCCCCGGCGGCGAAGGCGCAGGCCCCGAGCCCAGGGCCGACCAACCUGAUGGAGAAGCUCAUGCAGGCCAUGGUGGACGCGGGGGACAGCUCGCCCGUGGCGGCCCGCACCCCGGCCGCCCGCGAGAAGAACGGGAACGGCUCCCCGAAGCGGUCGCCCCAGGUGGACGGGCGGCGCCGGCCGCCGGCGCUGCCCCCCCCCGCGAUCGAGGGCUCGCCGCCGCUGCGGGGGGGGCCCGCGAAGGUGCGGGACGGGCGGGGCCCGUCCUCGUCGCCGAUGGCUGGCUCCCCGAUCAAUGACGUGCCCACGCCAAGCAGGGUGACGUCCCACCAGCGGCACAUCCGCUUCUGA
This is a messenger RNA of Prorocentrum cordatum, 1506 nucleotides long. The record is from the annotation of a GenBank genome assembly. Lineage: Eukaryota; Dinophyceae; Prorocentrales; Prorocentraceae.